UGAAGUCUCAGGAAGCUGCCCUGUUUAAAUGUUCGUGACCCAUGAGAAGGGCAUAUAAGAAGCCAUGGCACUCCCCUUUCAAAAAGAGCUGGAGAAAUACAAGAACAUUGAUGAGGAUGAGCUUCUUGGCAAACUCUCAGAAGAGGAACUGAAACAGUUGGAAAAUGUUCUUGAUGACCUAGAUCCCAAGAGUGCACUGCUACCAGCUGGAUUCCGACAGAAAGACCAGACCCAGAAAGCAGCCACUGGCCCGUUCGAUCGCGAGCACCUCCUCAUGUACCUGGAGAAGGAAGCUUUGGAACAGAAGGACAGGGAAGACUUUGUGCCCUUCACUGGAGAAAAGAAAGAUGUGGUCAAAGGUGAGAAGGUCAAGCCAAUAUUUGAGGAACCACCCAAUCCUACCAAUGUGGAAGUAAGUCUGCAGCAGAUGAAAGCCAAUGAUCCCAGCCUGCAAGAAGUCAACCUCAACAACAUUAAGAACAUUCCAAUUCCAACCCUGAAGGAAUUUGCAAAAGCUCUGGAAACCAACACUCACGUAAAGAAGUUCAGCCUGGCUGCAACCCGUAGCAAUGACCCUGUGGCGAUUGCUUUUGCAGAUAUGCUGAAAGUAAAUAAGACCUUGAAAAGCCUCAACAUCGAAUCCAAUUUUAUCACUGGGUCCGGGAUCCUGGCCCUGGUGGAGGCACUGAGAGAGAAUGACACCCUGACGGAGAUCAAGAUCGACAACCAGAGACAGCAGCUGGGAACUGCUGUGGAGAUGGAAAUUGCCCAGAUGCUCGAGGAGAAUUCAAGGAUCCUCAAGUUUGGAUAUCAGUUUACCAAGCAAGGGCCUCGAACAAGGGUGGCAGCCGCCAUCACAAAGAAUAAUGACCUAGUUCGUAAAAAGCGAGUUGAAGGAGACCGAAGGUAAACUUUCGCAAGACGAGGCUGAGUUGCACCCUGGUGGCCAUUUAGAAAUAAGCAAGCAAAAACCCUUCUCCUUCCCCAUCAGGACCAUUUUAUUCAAGGUUGUGCAUUUCCGUUAACCACCUGGCUAAUAAUUUAAUCGUUGUUCUUUUUUAGCACUACUUAUUUAUCUUGGAUUUUUUAAGAUAUACAAUUGUCUCAUUUGCUCACGGGCACCUCUGGCAACUCGCACCAAUGGACCUCAGCAGAGCUUUAGUAGGUAACAGCGAUCGAAAAUUACUUAACCACUUUCAGAUUGGGUUGCCUGGCUUUCUUACAUGAACUUUUCUUUUUUUUUUAAAUCACUGAAAGGAAUUUAGUAUAUACAUGUAUUUGUAACUGUGAUCACGAUAGAGGCCUAUCUCUGUUUACAUGCAUAGCUUUGAGUUAGGCUAAAUACAUCAGAAGUACUCUUCUGACCACAUAAGAAGUUAGUAUUGCCAAUCUUUCACUGGGUGAGAAAAUGUGACCAACUUGGCGCAAAUUCUCCCCCAGUUCCAGAAGAAUCACUAAAUGCACAUGUCCCACUGUUGGAAGAUCAGUGGUAUCAUUUUCCUGAAAGCAAGGCAGCAUCAUGAUACUUUAACACAGCAUCAGCAAAUAAGUCUGAAAUAGUAACCCAUGAAUAGUCUUCAAGGUAGACUUACAGGCAGCAAAAUUAAUUAGCACACUUACCUUUAUUGAUUAUUCAACAUAAAUCGAUCUUUAACAUGACUCUAAUAAAUAAAACUUUUUACAAAGCUGUUUUAAACUUUUCCAGACAUGAUGGGAAAUUUUUAAAUUUUAGAAAGAGGGCGGCUUUUAAGACAGUACAUUCCUCAAUAAAACAAUAAUAAUUACACCUUA
Leptonychotes weddellii (Weddell seal) is the source of this 1791-nucleotide messenger RNA. The record is from RefSeq and is a predicted model, not a curated record. NCBI's taxonomy places the organism in Eukaryota, Metazoa, Chordata, Mammalia, Carnivora, Phocidae.